AUGCUGCCCCUGCCCGGCUCUCCCGCCUGGUCAUGGAGCCGUUUCCAGGCGCGCAUUGCUGCUCGCUUCGAGGGAGCUGAUUGGCGCGUUUGUGUUGCCUUUUGGCUGUUCGGCCUGGUCAACAACAUCCUCUACGUUAUCAUCUUGACCGCUGCGCUCGAUCUCGUCGGACCCUCCAUUCCCAAAGCGACCGUCUUGCUCGCCAGUAUCAUCCCCGGCCUGGCCACCAAAAUCGUCGUGCCCUUCUUCAUCCAUCUCAUUCCCUACUCUAUGCGGAUCGUCCUCCUGGUUGUUCUAUCCACUUGUGGCAUGCUGGCCGUCGCUCUUUCUCCAGCAACGACCAAUGCAUCCAGCAUUUCCGCCAAACUCGCCGGUAUCAUCCUGGCCAACAUCAGUUCGGGAGCGGGCGAGUCGAACUUCCUCAGCUUGACGCACUUCUAUGGUCCUUUCAGCUUGGCGGCAUGGGGUAGCGGGACUGGUGGUGCUGGACUCAUAGGUGCUGGGUUCUACGCCUUCGCCACCAACGAGCUGGGCAUCUCCGUUCGCGCUACGCUGCUUGGUAGUGCAUUGUUGCCGGCUGUUAUGCUGCUCACCUUCUUCACCCUCCUUCCACGUAAUCCGUUGAAACUCUCCGCUCGCAAUGGGCCUGACCACAAGCCCUUGUCAAAUCUGGACGAUGACUCUGACGUGACGCAAGAAACGACCGGGCUGCUGGACGAAACCAGUGCCCAAAUCCCUCUUCAGCAUCACGACACCAGCCAACAUCCGCUGAAACGAGCUCUUGCACACAUCAAGUCAGAUCUCCAUCGCAUGCGCUCCCUCAUCAUUCCCUACAUGGCGCCGUUGUUCCUGGUAUACCUAGCGGAAUACACCAUCAACCAAGGCGUAGCGCCCACUCUACUCUUCCCGCUGGAAGAAUCCCCAUUCGACCGCUAUCGCGCCUUCUACCCAACCUACGGCGCCCUCUACCAAACUGGCGUCUUCAUCUCGCGCUCCUCUCUCGCCCUCUUCCAAAUCAGAGCGCUCUACGUCCCUUCUUUUUUGCAGGUGUUGAACCUCGCCAUACUCACCGCUCACGCCAUCCACCCCUUCAUUCCCAGCGUUUACUUCGUCUUCGCCAUUGUGCUGUGGGAGGGACUGCUAGGUGGGCUGGUGUACGUAUCGGCGUACGCUCUCGUGCGGGAGCAAGUGGCGGAGGAAGACCGCGAGUUCAGCCUAAGCGCCGUCACCGUCAGCGAUUCCGCGGGGAUCUGUGUUGCUGGCUUUUUGGGAGUGGUGAUGGAGACGGCGUUGUGCAAUUGGCAGGUCGAGCACGGCAGAGACUGGUGUCGGAGGCUUUGA
Molecule: messenger RNA, 1341 nt
Organism: Neohortaea acidophila
Lineage: Eukaryota; Fungi; Ascomycota; Dothideomycetes; Mycosphaerellales; Teratosphaeriaceae
Product: protein btn1
Exons: 2
Coding region: 1-1341 (446 amino acids)
Biological process (GO): regulation of intracellular pH
Cellular component (GO): vacuole; membrane
Source: RefSeq, a predicted model, not a curated record